This is a messenger RNA of Porites evermanni, 13062 nucleotides long. The record is from the annotation of a GenBank genome assembly. Lineage: Eukaryota; Metazoa; Cnidaria; Anthozoa; Scleractinia; Poritidae.
AUGGCUGUUUUAACAGUGUUUUGCGCUGUCGGCGGAGUUAUUUACGUUACGGGAUUUGGAAAACAAAUUCAUGAAGCUGUAAACAAAUUUAUAAGACCUCAUCAGGAAGAUAAACUAGCAAGGAGAAGGUAUGAACGAAAAAUUUCGUCUCACGUGCUCUCAACGCUUAGUUAUUCACGGUACAUACUUAAUUUCGUGUUUAACAGAUUUAAUUGAUUUGUUUUGGCUACCAAUAAUUGUAGUCGAGUGAGUUCACGGGUCUCUAUGGUUAAAGGUAGCCAUUACUGAUCGUAAUACAUUUUGUAACGCCAGAACUCUCCUCUUGUGUUUAUCUGACUUAUACUUUAAGAAUUUUGUUUCGCAGAUGUGUUAUUCAGAAUAUGAAAGCAAUUAAAGUGCUAGUUAUAGCAGCUGAGUUCUUGUCAAAAGCAUUUUUCGUUUGCACUUACAUAAGUUUGUCAGAUCUGAGUUCGAAUCUGAGAACUACAGCUAUGUUUUUAGUAUUUCUCCAAUUUCGUAUGCUUACCCUGAGGCCAUAGGUUUGGUGCAUCUAUGUCAUUUUAAACCAAGCGAUCAUAGUGUCUUUGUAUUUAAUUGUAAAUUGACUCUUACUUCUCAGCGGCUCAGCAGGUCUCGAAGGAUAUUAAUGACGAACGAAACAAUAUAGUCACCAUAAGAGCCGUAUAAACGUCAAAACUGAAAGCAGCUUGCUUUAAAACGUUUACCUCUAAAUAAACUAAAAAUGCUCGAAAUAAAAGUUGUGAUUUGCCGCUGCGAUCACGCUCGGAUAUCCAAACUGAAACUUGGAAUUAACCAAUACGUAGUCCAAGUGUUUCCUGGAAUUUUACCCCAUCCACAUGAAUAACUUUCUUACUGGUUUUGCUAAUUCCAAAUGCCGGUAUAGAGUCGAAAAGCCUUAAUUGAAAGAAAGAGGUCGAUUUUCGUAUGUAGUGCUUUCAGUUGUCGUAGUCUAUCGACUAGGGGUCCAAUUUCGAAUUUUGACAGAACGUUUUCUAUGCUGACCUGUUAAGCGCCAUUUCAGUAACUUUUGUUUGUGUUUGUGUUUUUCCUUUUUUUUAGAGUGGUCUAAAAUGCUCAGAAUUGAGUGACAGACCUAAAUCUUAAAUGUAAUUGUAAAUGUAAUUCUCCAGUGAAUAACGAUUUCGGUCCUACAGCCAAAUUUUUAGUUGGAAGACUAUUUAUCCACAACCAUUACAAUAUCAGUUCACUCAAGUGGCAUUUCGCGCCGGGAUUUUCUCAUAUCCUUAUGAAAACUGAUCAGAGCUCAAGGACUUCAAGGGCGUGCUAUUAUUUCUGACGACUAGGCAUAGAUUCUAGCGGUCCAACUUUAAAUCUUGACAGGACUUUUUAUUGUCGUUACCUAUCAAAAUAUUGAAACUGGAUCUUUGCUAGCAAACAUUCUGUAUCAAACAACGCUGUAAAAAUCAAAAUCCUUAUACUCGAGAGAUAAUCAGCCAUAGAAGAACGACAGUUAAAUUAUAUGCAUGUCUUUUUUCACUUUGCAGUGAGCCAGCAGGAGCACCAUCAGAUCCUCUUAGGUUCAAAACCGCAGCUGUUGCGGCAGACUACAAGACGUGUUCAGAAGACGGCGCUAACAUUUUAAAAGAGAAAGGCGGUAACGCGGUUGAUGCCGCAAUUGCCACUGCCUUGUGCGUUGGCGUGGUGAACACUCACUCAGCAGGCAUCGGCGGUGGAGGAUUCAUGAUCAUUUAUAACAAGACAACUGGUAUGUUUCCAACGCAAUUCAUAAAAGGUCGAUCCAAAUCGUUGUCAUAAAAGACUAGUAUACACGGUAUAGCGCUUGACUGCAGCGCAAGAGGUCGAGGGUUCGAUUCCCGUGGCCAGGGGCUCGUUUCUCGAAAGUCCCGAUAAUUAACGGGCCCGUAAAGCUGUUUUGGUUUACAAGCAAGAUAGAGGAUUCAAUAGUUUUGCAUCUAACAUGAUAAAACUAUCAGUUAAUGAAACAACGUACAUGGAAUUGUUUGCUAGCCAGGACCCGCGCUCUUAUUCUUUAUAUUUCGAUUUGAAAUUUGAUUUCGGGCCCGAAAAGUUAACGGGACUUUCGGGAAACGGGUCCCAGACCAAUACUCAGAGUCUUCAAAUAACUGAGAAACAAAGGUACUCCUUUACACUAGGCGUCGAUACCUUUGUGUGUCUCCCGUCUCCAGCUAGAGACGUAAAAAUGCUCCCAAUUACUACGUACGUGCUAAAUAAAUUAAAACUCAAAUAAAGGGCAUGGCAUUCUUUUAAAGUAUAUGUAGCUAACGCUAUUCACGUGACCCGGUGACGCCAUGAUUGGAAAUUUCCGCCAUCUUGGAUUUUAUUUCGCCAGCUUACAAAUCUCCCAUAAUGCACCUUAUUUGUUCCCCAAAAUUUGGCACAACCUUGGAUUUUUUCAUUUCUCCUGGGUAUUACAGCCGUCCCAAGAGAAAUUGAAAACAAUAGAGAGAUUAAGAUUCACGUUUACGGCAUACGGCAAACGGCAAACGUCAGUUGAAAAUUUCUCAGAAUAGAAAAUAAGCAGAUAAAAACAGUCCAGAACGAUUCUUGUGGACAAAACUGUCAUAAAACUACUUAUUUUAGUGUAGAAGCAAUAAACAGUAAACGAAAAACAAGGGGAAAACUUGGUCACGUGGUACAAAUUCACGUUUGCCGUUUGGCGUAAACGUGAAUCUUAAUCUCUCUAAUGCUUAUGCAAACUUUUGGGGGGCAAAUUGUAUUGUGGGAAAUAUGCGAGUGGCGAAUUCUGUCAAAAAAGCGACAAGGGGACAAGGUUAUUCAAAGUUAAUUUUUUUGAAAAAAAUGUUUUUAAGUUAUACAAUCUAUUUUGGCGACAACGACUUUCUAAAAGUCUUGGGCAACACAAGCUGUUUCUCAUGAAAAUGUCACUUACAAAAAGUUUACAAGCUGAAAACACUUAAAUCGUGCAUGGAUAUUUCCUUCUGAUAUUCAUUUUUUAUGAAAACAUAAAAAUCAUAGGUGAGACCACGGCGAUCAACUUCAGAGAAACCGUGGCUCAGCAUGAAAAGGCGGAUUCCAUGAAGGAGUUCCAGCACCUCAUGUUCCAGUGGAAAUCAAGAGGUAAUUAAAAAUAAUUAGCAAAUACUGGAUGAGGCUGCCGGGCUAUGUUCUCACUAAAACUAUACCGCAUAGGGCUUCCGUUUACACAUAAGUAUAGUGAUUGUAACGUGAUUUCUAUGACGGCGCAAAGCAUGAAAAUACUGAAAUUUUAAAAUUUUGUAACUUACCAGUAAUUAACUCACCGUGAUAACUCACGGCAAAUAACUCACGACAUUGGCGGACCCGUUCGGACCGCAGCGAGAGUGAACAAGUAGGAGUAAGGACUGGAAUCCACUAAGAAGGAAGUAAAUAUUCAGUGUUCCUGAAAGGUCGGUUAGCGCUAAUCUAUGGUUAAAAGUUUGUUCUGUUUUGUAUUUUGCCUCCCUAUGUACUGCAUAGAGUAACAUUUUGUGUUAUCAUAACUGUAUCUCGUAGAAGAGGCUCAACAGUAUUUGUAAACUUGAAUUGCAUGUUCUUAGACAAGAAAACCUUGCUCAAAAUUUGGCUUAAUUCUGAGUUAAACUUAAUCAUCUUUUAAGGAAAAAGGCCCAGGAGCGAGGACUGGGAUUAAGAGCACCAAGCCCUCUCGGCCAACUACUCCGGCACGAUGUUCGAUGUGUGUGAACGACUUGUUCCAGUUCUGUGCCGUUGCUGAUUAUACUAAUACCGUGAGAUAGCUAGCUUAUCGUGUCAGCACGAACAGCUGUCCGGUAAAGUGUGAACGUAUAUAUAGCCUGAGUAUGAUAUAAGAGCGGAAACGCUCUAAGAGAUCUGCAUAAUUCCUCAUUGAAUUCGAAAGCCGAAUCCAAUAAUUGUUUUACUAUUCGUUCAAAAUAUUUCCGACUUACCUUGAUCUAGUAUGUAAAAUUCUCGUCUUCAUAACAUUCGCCUGCUCCUCGCUCAGCUUAUAAAGAGAUGGUUAUUGAAGCAGGCUUUCUUUAAAUAGCAGUUGUCAUCUGCUGAGAGGUGUUUGCUUUUCGGCCAUCUUAACAACAAUGACCUCAAGCUACGCUCUCGGUCAUUACUUGUAAGAGGGACUCAGAGCUAAGGCAUCAUCCUGUAUAAAAUUUUCAGAAACGAAGACCCGUGUCCCAGGGGAAGGAGAAUUUAUAGGCGUUCCUGGCGAGCUAAGAGGUUUUGAAUUAGCCUGGAAAAAAUAUGGCAGCAUGCCCUGGAAAGAUCUGUUUGAUCCUGCUAUCAAGAUUGCCUCUGAGGGUUUCAAAGCCACGCACACAAUUAUUUCCGCUGUGGAAAAGAAUGCGGCCAAUGUAUCAAAUGAUCCUGGCCUUAGGUGAGUGAGAUAUACAUUAGUUUGACCAUACAUCACCCGUCCAGGCAUCUAAGCCGCCAGAACUAGCCUGGUUGUAAAGAGACUUGCCAUUAUAUAUAAACCCGGACUAACCCAACUAGAUCAGUCUUAACCCAAAUGGUGCGUACAGCAGUGAUAGGUUUUAGAUAAUAUUCACGAAAAGGCCAUCUUACAUUUCAUUUUCAAAAUGAGUAGUUUGAACGGCCAGUUUUAACUUAUGGAAAGCUUCCUCCACGUUACGUUAAAUAAUUCUUUGUCGAGCAUCUCAGAAAUGGAUUGAACUGUGAUAGCUAUUGUCUUCUAUUUACUCAUUUGGUUUUCUGUUGUUAGACCUUUAUUGAUUGUUUUGUUAAACGAAAUUUUCUUAAAAGUACCAUUAUAUUAAUUAAAAAUGUACAUGCAUAAAAAUUAAACUUUCUUGUGACUACAGAUGAGAAUUUUGCAAUUGAAACACGAGAAAACUUCUAAUUAUGACGCACGCACAGUAAAUUUCAAGAAUAUUGAACGAUUCAUGAAACUACUGUGUCAGUAAAGCAUUGUGAUAUUCUCUAGCGGGACCAGGCAAGCUUAAACACCUAGAGCUAUGGGUCAAACAUGAAGUUUAACGCCUCUAAGUGUAAAGUGUUAACAGUCACACCGAAGACUGCAUGAGGCCUCUAUCGAAAUUGCCCGUGCCACCGCUUAUAAUUUACACCUUAAUUACUGUAUUUUCCUUUUUUUCAUUAGAUUUCACCGUUUAACUAUUACAUUUUAGCUACCGCGUUAAGAGAAUUUUUUUUGAUGUGAAGUAUAUAUGAAAUAAUUCAUUUUUGAACUGCUUUUGUAGAUGAAAGUGGAGAAUGAUAAUCGCAGUAAAUUUUCCAAUUUAAGCAAUAGGAAAGAAGAAGCCUGAAAUAAAACCGGGGCUUCAACGGGAGUCGAACCAGUGACCUCCGCGUUUUUUUUAGAUUUUGCUUAGCAUGGGAUGGCGCUCCGCAUAGGUCACGUGUCCCGUUCGCGCUAUUCCCCUUUGGUCUAUUUCAAGCUCGUAUUUGUCUUGUUUUUAUUUAUUUGUUAUUAUUAGUGUUUCUUUUUAUUGUUUCUAUUUAUUAAGUCUUCUGGCAUUGAAUCGCCUUCUUUCUCCUUUUUAGCGAGUUAUUUAGGCCAAAUGGUAAAUGGAUAAAGAUGGGCGACCUAAUAAAACGAACAAAAUAUGCAAAAACUCUGGAGAAGAUUGCCAAGCAUGGCGCUGAUCUUUUCUAUACUGGAAAAAUGGCAAAGCAGGUAAGAAUUUAUGAUAACACCAGCUUUUUCCCCUCUUACAGUUUAUAGGCACAAGAAUACCGUUAAAGCCUUUGUGUUGGUCUUCUUGUAAUACGCGCGCAGGUUCGCGCAGCGUUCUAAGUUUUGUAAGUUACAAUUUACACAGUCGCUUGCGGCUUAAACCCAGAUAAGUAACCUUCUCCGAAGGAAUCUGGUACCCAGGCCAGUUUUCGGCCUCGCCGACAAGAGAUCUGGGUACGAGAUUAACUCCAAAGGCAAGUUAUAAGCUAUUAUCACUCUUUUUAUCCUAGUAAAAGCCUUGAUAGCCUUCGUGGCAGGCGUUUGGGUUUUGUCGCGCUUUCGUUCUCCACGAACGCCCGUGAGAAAGGAACGCCCGACGAAACCCUAAGACCGCCUGCGAGGGAGACUAGGCAGGCAUUCGAAAGGAAUGGGAAGCGGGGACUGAAUUUUUAGCGGGCGAGGGGGAGGAAAGGAAACCCUUCUCCCCAUGCAGCGGGCAUUCGCACGCAGGAAAGUGCUUCGAUCGCGUACAACUAGAAGAUGUUUCAGGUGGGUUUAUACAAUCUUACAGCAUGUUGUUACCUUUUAACCCUCGGUAUGACCCUCGGUAUGACGAGUACGAAAAAGGGACUUGACUCGCAAUUCAAACCAUCAUUCACCAGCAAAAUUCUUUUUACGCGACUAGAAAGCAUUGCCUACAAUUCCACAGAGCAAGAAAGUCGUUACAGAAUUGUCUUGUUGAUAGGGACGCCCCUGAUUUUCUGUAUCUUACAAACACUUCGUGUCAAGUCGUGUGGCUGCACGGCUUGCCUGUUCCAUACAGUACUCCUCCUUGCCGCGAAAAUACUCUCAAAGGAAAGAACGCACGAAUAUAUUCUUUAUUAAGACCUAACGAAUUUAUGGAUUAUGCAGGUGGUCAAGGACCUUAAAUCCGUUGGUUCGACGAUAUCCUUAGAAGACAUGAAAAAUUACAGAGCGAGAGAAGUCAAGGCAGUGGAGUCUGACCUUCCAGGGGUGAAAGGAUUCAAAGUUUAUACCGUCCCACCCCCGGCAGGUGGAGUGGCAUUACUAAACAUUUUGAACAUUCUUAAAGGUAUGUUUUCAUCUUUUUCAAUGCGCUGGUGGAUUUUCAGUUUCAGCUUCUAUUAUUGUUGCAAUAUUCACAUUUAUAAAAUAACAAAGAUAGUACGCGCGUUCUGAUUGCCUUAAAACCUUUGGCUUAUUGUGCCGGUAAACUCAUAGUUUUACUUAAAGUUAUUUUAUAAAAGCAAUAGACCACACUUCAGGGGCACCCAACGAGAAUAUAGUUCAAAACCACAUAAACAUAGCAUUGUUGAACGUACUUUAGUAUUUAAACAGUAGAUAAAGGCUUAUUUUUAUCCCCUAAAAAUUUUUCAUCUGUUCGGAUUACCUAGCUGAAAGUAUAGUGAUCCGAAAAUUAUAGGGAUCAAAAUCUACUUUUCCGAAAAUUUCAGCCAGAAAAAAGGCUCCCGAAAAUUCUAGGUGACCUUUUUAGGGUAAAAAUCCGUUAAAAAUGGGCAAUUAUACCAUUUUUUUGAUGUUCGAAAAUCCUAGGAGAAGCAGGCAAGCAAGAAAUUUUACAGAAAAUGAUCCGAAAAUUCUAGAUCUCAAAUCGUCUUCCGAACAGAUAAUUUUCCGAAAAUUGUCGUUGGGUGCCCCUGACACUUUCUAUGGGUUUACACACGAAAAGCUUGUCGCCUUCGUCUCGUGAUUUUCAUGCUUUUCUCGUGUUCUCCCAACAUCGAAUAUCCCCGUAGGUUAUCACGCCGGUAAACUCGUAGAAAGUGUGGUCUAUUGCUUAAAAUUAAAAAUUUAAUAGCCUAAAUAAUAUAUAUUGCAAUAUGUACAACAAAGAAAAAACAAGGGACUACAAAUUAAAGUAAAAUGAAUAAAAUGUAUGCAGGGAGCAAAGUACCUUUGCCUCAGCCUGAGCUGGCCAUUGCCACGAAAAGUGCAAAAUGCUAAGUGCAAAAUGUUUGCAUUUUAUCUGCUUGGCAUUUGGAGGGCCUUGAAUUAGUACAAAAUUAGGAUUUAAGGUUUUCAGAUUGAAGAAAAACUUUAAACGGUAAACAGGGAUAAGGAUUUAGUACUGUAAAAUGAGAUUUUUACUCCCGCCUGUCGUCAGAAUGUUCCAUUUUGGGGAGGAAAAGCCUUAAGUCUAAUCUAUUUUUUGGUACGUUUAGGAUAUGCUUUAGUGCUCCCCAGUUUGAAUUGAGUACAAGAUUAAGCGAUUCCUUUUACAAAUCACAGACAAUUGCAGCAAUUAAAAACAAUUACAACCCAGCUAUCUUCUGUCCUUUUUACCGUAUUAUUUAGCUGGCCUUGGCAAGCUGUUAGCAAUUCCUUUGACAAAGGCGGGUAAUAGAAUUGUCUUAUGUUACCCUAGACUGCUUGCAGUCUGGCUUUGCUAUUCAAGUAAAAAUCUGUCUAGUUCUUAUCGCAGCCAGCGCGACAGCAAAUAACGACGUCACGAUAAGAAAAAUUUUUGGAUUGAGCGGUAGAAAUGACUGUACGCUGAAUCGUCUAUUAUUUGCGUUCAUUAACAGGGUUCAAAUUUGGUCCAGAGGACAUUAAAGAACGGCCUGAACUAACGUACCACCGCAUGAUUGAAGCAUUCAAUUUUGCAGCUGCAAAGGAAACUUACCUCACUGAUCCACUAUUCAGCGACAAGACGGAUCAGGUAAAAGAUCAACUGAUCAUUUGAAAUCAAACAGUUCUAAUUCUCUAUUUUCACAUAUACCAUAAUGCACGUUGUUUACCCCUCAACAUUUUGCAUAACCAUUGUCUUCGAUUUCCCUUGUGACGACUGUAAUACCCAGGAGGAACCUGAUUGGAAACAAUGGUUAUGCAAAAUUUUGGGGGCAAAACAAGAUCGUUGUAGAGCGUUUUCACUCACGUGGCCAGCAUCUAUGCAAAUGUAUUGGAACAAUAGAAAGCGUUUGCAUAAGAAAAGUUCAAAUCCCACAGAAUUGUCUUGGUACACCAACAUGGCCGCCGUUUUAUUGUUGUGGGACACCAAUAUGGCCGCCGUGACGUCAUGUGAAAACACUCUAUAGUCUAUGUGAAUAAGAGGGCCUUAAACAAUAAAGUAAAAACUAGGUUUUGCCUCUUUUAAACAAGAAAAUGAGAUUGUGAGUAACUGGAUCAGUUUUGUUAAUGAUAUAUGAAAUACAGAGUAAAUCAUAUAUGAACUGCGGAAAUGAAAUGAAAAUGAAGAAAUGAUCGUCGUAGUGAACGCAAUUUAUGCAAUUGCGUAAAGAAGCCUGAAAAAGAAAAUUUCCGGACUUAAAGGGGUUUGAACCCGUGACCUCGCGAUUACCACUACAUCAUUUAUUUACAAAUUUGUCAAUCAGCUAGGUAAACUUAACUAACCCAUUCUGAUCCUAUCAGCUGCCCACGCCGCCUAGACGAGUUGGCAGGUUGUCAAAUAUGAAAGUCGCUCUCAACAGUUUAGACAAUAAUGAAAAUACAAUAUAAGUACGUAAGUGUACUUUUCCCGUACAAAUAAAUAUUUUGAGGUUUUUUUGAGGUUAUUACCGGUGCGAUACUCUACCAACUGAGCUAUGAAGCCACUGACGUUGGGAGCAGGUCAAUUGUGGGUUUAUAUGUUCCCGUGAAAGAAAUGAGUGUUAAUGAUAUAUGAAAUGAAUCAAAUAUGAACUGCGGAAAUGAAAUGAAAAUGAAGAAAUGAUCGUCGCAGUGAACGCUAGUUAUGCAAUUGCGUAAAGAAGCCUGAAAAAAAGUCGGUUUUGAUGCCAAUCAUCCAGGUCACCAAAUGUAAUUUUGGUUUUGGAAUGCACAAUUCAGCUCAAAGAAUCCUCCAAAAUCUCGCGAACGAUUGAAAUUCGGAAUCCAAGGCGUAGAAUCCAGAAUCCAAGCCUGUCUUGAAUUACCAUAUAUAGGGCGAACCGUGAUACAUUGGAACUGGACACAAAAAAGCUAAGAAAACAGGAUUUGGACCUCGCAAUUUCCUGCUAUCAAGCCUUUGAGUUCCAUUUAUAACGCAAGAUGUGAUGAAGGGAGAGACUGCAGAUUUUGGCUCACAGAAUGACGCAAGACCAUCAUGUUUAGCAUAUCGGCCAAUAAGAAUCCUCGGUAGACUAUCUACAAUUCUGCGUACAUUCUUGGUGCGUGGAAGGCAAUAAAAAAAAAAUGCUCUUUUUCGGUGUUAAUGUAUUUAGCACUACAGUACUAGUUAAGGACACCAUUCUUAGGUCCCCAACUGGAGACGGGACCGCUAUUUUAUGUGGUUAACCGAGCCACGCGAAGGUCCAGCCGCUUGCAUGGCGAAGACAGUAGUACCUUCAUUUCUCAGUUAUUUUAAGACCCUGAGAAUUGGUCCGACCCCAGCAAUCGAACCCGUGACCUCCCGCUCUGUAGUCAAGCGCUCUACCGACUGAGCUAACCCUGCCGCUUAGUUAUUUCUGUAAGAGAGUGCAGUCUUUAGUCAUUUUUGAGGUUGGGGGAAAUUCAUUUCCACCAGAAUGAUUUUUUUUGUUGCUGAAACAAAGAAGUAAUUGGGAAACUGAUCUAACUACAUUGUUAAAUACUCUGUAAUUAUGGUUAUGAUUGUGAAAAUGAUUGUGAUUGUGAUUGUGAUUGUGAUCGUGAUCGCGAGAUCGCGAUCGUGAUCAUGAUCGUAAUCGUGACCGUGAUUGUGAUCGUGAAUGUGAUCGCGAUCUUGGAAGUCAUCGUAAUCGUGAUUGUAAUUGUGGUCGUGAUCGUGAUAGUGAUGGCGAUUGCGAUUGUGAUUGUGAUUGUGAUUGUGAAUGUGAUUCCGAUAUGAUUAUUUCUGCUCAAAUUCAGGUCGUUGCGGAGAUGGUUAAUCCUGAAAAGGGAGAGAAGAUUCGCCAACUUAUUGACGAUAAAUCUCACUCAGAUGACUACGACUACUACGGCCCGAUAAACUAUCACAUUGACGUCACAGAUGGCACUACUCACUUGUCCGUCCUGGAUAAAGAAGGGAACGCUGUUUCCUUGACAACAUCAAUAAACAAAUAGUAAUUACAAAUUAAUAAAGUAGUAAUAAGCAAAUGUUACGGAGAGAGGGCGACAAUGAAAGAAGGUCAAAACGCUUUUGCCCCAACGCGCGCUGCUGUGCUUUGCGCAAGUUUCACGUGAUCAUCGGAUGGUCAAAACACGCGUGAUCAAAUAGCGUUCUGUGCAUUUCAUUCAUUCUUAGUGGGAGUCCAAACGAAUACUGGCUACAUACAUGCGACGCAUGCGUAAUAACAACCUUGAGAUUAGGAUUGCGGGCUCCCCUGGUCGCCCGCAAUAAUGAUAAGAAGAAGAAGAAGAAAAAGAAGAAUAACGGUUUAGUUCCAUUCUAUUCCUUUCAACAUCAGAUUUAAACCAAAAAAAUGCAUGUUUUAAACCAAACUUGUUGGUAUUCUCACAGGCGGCCAAGGCUCUGUGGGAGUUCGGGGCAGCCCACAGAGCCAGGGCUGCCUGUGGUAUUCUAGGGCCCAUCAAGUCCUUGUAACGGAAAUUUGACAACAACGUUGUCCCAGUUAUCUCAAACACUCCCCAUGUUUUUUAUAUGUGGCAGCUACUACUUUCUGCGCUGACAUUCUUUUUAUUUCUCACUUUUUCUUGCAGUUUCGGUGCUAAAAUAAGAAGUACGAAACUAGGGAUUGUUUACAAUGACCAACUCUGGGAUGCGGUUAAUUUGUGGGUAAAUGAAUUUCAUCUGGAACCAGAUACUAUGAAGCCUCGGAAGAGACCCAUGUCUCUUGCUUCGCCAUCCAUCAUCGUAGAUGAAAAAGGAAAUGUAAGAAUGGUGAUUGGUGCGGCCGGAGGAAAAUACAUCGCCACAGCUUUGGCGCAGGUACAUAAACACAUCUAUCAAUGUCUGAAAACACCUUUCUCCCAAGUCACAUGAGCAAGGACUUAAAAUUAAAAUUGCCAGAAAUCAGUAGCAAGUCUGCUUACAUGUCAGGAAAUUUGUGGGAUAGUUUAAUCAUUGUGGCCGGGCAGAAGGUUAAACCGCGGAGCAAAACCGGAGUUCUUAAAUGGCCAACGGGGAAAACGUAUGCGAUAUCUGAAUAAAAGAAAAGCUUGUUAUGUGACAAAAAUAUCAAUGUAUUUGAGUGAUCUCUCAGUUUACCCUUUGAAGGUUAUUGCGAAGUAUUUACAUCACUGUAGGCAUAGACUCUUUUCAUGUAUUCAGAACGAGAUUAACGAAGUUUAAACACGCAGUCACAAUGGCAUCUGCACGCCGUUUUUGACACUGUCCGUGAAUGUUUGAGCAAUAUAGUCUGCGAAAAGUGGAUGUAAUUUAAGCCGCAACAGUUAUUUAAUCAUCAAAGUUUAACCACGUAUAACAUGUUUGAGGAGCGUAUAAACUAAAAGUGAGUCACGAAUUUCACUGUCUUUAAGACUAAUUUUAUUUUUUUUGCUAAUAUAGCCAUUUUGGAUACUCUAUUAAAUUGCAGGUUUUGAUGAAUUAUUAUUGGUUUGGAGACAGUCUGAAGGACGCGGUAUCGAAACCACGCCUACACAGUCAGCUUUUCCCUAAUAUGGUAUUAGUCGAACCAAAUUUCCCUCAAGAUAUCAUCAGGGGACUGAGGAAAUAUGGACACAAGCGCAUCACAAAUGAUACCACGUUAUUUACCGGUAAAUAAUUCCUUUGCCUACCUUUUGCAUACUUUAGACUUUUUUUGUGCACUUACACUCUUGUGAGCCAAUUUCACGAGUGCUUUUAGCUUUUUUAGAAGUUAAAAGUCUUAAAAGACUUUUCUGGUGGAUUCCAGGUAGGAUUUUGGCAAUCACGUAAUUUACUACACUAUGCAAAUAAAAUAGCUAAAAUAGAUUCAAUGUAACAAAUAGUGGUAAGGAAACCUUUAUGAAACCACGGGGCUUUUAUAACAUUAAGGGUUCCCCACAGAAGAGACAAAAAGGGUAAGGAUCAGACAAAAAAGCACUGCGCGGUUGGUCUAAAUCCGAAUUUAAGCUCUGAAAGUUGCUUAUUUUAAGGUAAGGAACUUUUUUAGUCUAUUAUACUUUUUUUAACUUGCAUUCGCCUUACGUCAUCCCAGAUUAUUGAAUUUUUUACGUUUAAGGGAGUGGCUCUUGCUUGGAGACGUUGUGUCUCUAAAGACCUCCAAAGGAAAACUUCUAUGAUAUCUCAUUCUUUGCAGCUUAUAACUGGCUAAAAAAGUAAUGAUAAAUUGAGUAUAACAACUCAAACCACGGUUCGGUGUCCUUUAAUUGUAACUUUAUUUUGGAAAACACUUACGAUCUCUAUCGCAUUUAGGAACACCGCUACAAAUAAUGGGCGUUGUUCAGCUUGUUGUUCGAGAGGACAACGGAGAGCUACUGGCACUAGCUGACUAUCGCAAAGGAGGAGUCGCGGCAGGUUACCGCUGACCGAACACAAAUCUUAGUGG